AUGGAAGGAGAUGAAAGAAGAGAUUUGGAAAUUCCGACCAAUAAGUUUUCAAGUCAAAACGUCGAAGAAGAGGGAAUACGGCCACGAAAAGAGAAGAAAGAAGAACAGGAACAUGACCCUCACCAGAAGAACGAAGAACGAACCAGAGAACAGGUCCGAAAAGGAAAGGGAAGGAAGAUGAAGGAAGAGGAUUUGGAAAUUCCUGACCAAGAAGUUUCAAGUCAAAACGUCGAAGAAGAGGAUACGGACACGAGAGAAGAAGAAGAACAGGACAUGACCGAAAAGAAAGACGAGGACGAAAGAGAACAGGUCGAGGAAAUGGAGGAGAUGAAAGAAGAGAUUUUGGAAAUUCCUGACCAAGAAGUUUCAAGUCAAAACGUCGAAGAAGAGGAUACGGACACGAGAGAAGAAGAAGAACAGGACAUGACCGAAAAGAAAGACGAGGACGAAAGAGAACAGGUCGAGGAAAUGGAGGGAGGAUACGGACACGAGAGAAGAAGAAGAACAGACAUGACCGAAAAGAAAGACGAGGACGAAAGAGAACAGGUCGAGGAAAUGGAGGAGAUGAAACGAAGAGAUUUUUGGAAAUUCCUGACCGAACCAAGAAGUUUCAAGUCAAAACGUCGAAGAAGAGGAUACGGACACGAGAGAAGAAGAAGAACAGGACAUGACGAAAAGAAAGACGAGACGAAAGAGAACAGGUCGGAGGAAAUGGAGGAGAUGAAAGAAGAGAUUUUGGAAAUUCCUGACCAAGAUUUCAAGUCAAAACGUUCGAAGAAUGAGGAUACGGACACGAGAGAAGAAGAAGAACAGGACAUGACCGAAAAGAAAGACGAGGACGAAAGAGAACAGGUCGAGGAAAUGGAGGAGAUGAAAGAAGAGAUUUUGGAAAUUCCUGACCAAGAAGUUUCAAAAAGACGAGGAGAAAGACGGUCGAGGAAAUGGAUGAUAAAGAAGAAGAUUUUGGAAAUUCCUGACCAAGAAGUUUCAAGUCAAAACGUCGAAGAAGAGGAUACGGACACGAGAGAAGAGGAAGAACAGGACAUGACCGAAAAGAAAGAAGAGGACGAAAGAGAACAGGUCGAAGAAAUGGAGGAGAAGGAGGUGAACGAAGACGUUUUGGAAAUUUCUGACCUAGAACUUUCAAUCCAAACCACUUCAAAGGAUGAGGAACCUGAAUUUUGCCAAGAAGACACAGUCGACGAGGUCCCCCUUGAGGAGCCCCAAGAGGAAUUGGAAGACGUAACCACGAAGGAAAAGAAAGAAGUUAAAUUAAUCAGCGGAGACCUGUAUGAAUUCCCGCUGUCGACGAAGGAAAAGCGCAUUCUGCGCAAAAUAUCAGGAGAGGUCCAGGAAUUCAUUAGAUUCUACAACGUCCGCCUCGUCCUUCCCGAAGACGACAAGAAGGAAGUUGGUCAUUUGGAGGGCGCUGAAAACCGCGUCGAAAUGGCCUUCCUACACGUUCAAGAAAUCCUUGACGAAUACGAGAGGGAAGGACACGAUGUUGAAGAUGAAGAAGACCUCGAUAAGGAAGUACUUGCUCCCCCUCCUGAGGAAUCGGAACAAGAGCCUGAACAGGGAUUAAAUUUCGCUGAAAUCCUCAAGAGGGGUCGCCAGCCUGAGAAGAAGGAGAAAAACCCGACUUUCUUCAUCGUGCAGCGCAGAACUUUCCCCGUCAUGGAAGAAUGGCUGGAAGAGGAAGACGAGCACGAAGACGAAGACGAAAGUUUGGAUUUCGAAAGUGAUUUAGAAAGUUUAGAGGAGGAAGAAGAUUGUGAAUUUGAAGAGGAAAGGCACAAGAUCAUUGUUGGCAUAUCGCUUCGAGAGGUUCCCGAAGACAAUGGCCAGGGAGCCGUUAGAAGACGUUUGCGUAAAUCUGUGCCAAGGCUUGUAAACCGUCUUCCUAAUGAAGGAAAAGAAGAGACUCAAGAGGAAAGAGUUCCUGUAGCAAAGGAGGAGGAACCAGAUCAUCAAGAGGAACAAGAUCAUCAAGAAGAAGAGGAACCACAUCAUCAAGAGGAACAAGAAGAGGACCAAGCCCCGACUCUAAACAAGGAAGAGGAAAGAGGUUCUCUAGAGGUUCCUCUAGAGGAAAAAGGAGAAGAACAUGAUCUCACCCUGAAAGAAGAGGACGAACGAAAUAUCCAGCAGGAAGAAAAUGAAGAAAUUCCUCCAGAAGAAAAGGAGUGUGGAUCACAAGGAACGGAGGAAAAGAUUCAGGAAGAACCAGAAAAGAUGUCGAAUGCUAACAUGGCAAAGAUUCUUCCUGAACAGAAAAGUACUGCCCCCGUUGCAAACUCAGUAAAAAAAUAACUGGCCCUAUAGACAACCCUAAACCAACACGGCCUGCAAAUAACGGGAAAACAAGACCCACUAGAUGCGGACCUCUCAUACACUGUGGAGGAAAAAACUUCUCCUUCCAGUGUGAGAAAGACCUGAACUUAGGACAAAUCAUUGGCAAAGGAGGAAAAUUUGCCAAGUUGGCCAGGAAAGACCACGGGGUCGUCAUGAACGUCCGCAACGAUGGUUCGAAGGUGGUCCAGCUCACAGGACCGAAGAAAAAUGUUGAAAAGGUCUACAAGGAAAUCAAAUUCCGAGUGGAUAAAGUUUUCGACAUCAGCGACCUGACUCAAGUUUCGAAAGGCUUGUUUGCGGUGGGAAAAGAAGAUUUUGUGAUGACAGUUGAUCAAAAAUUCAGGGAGGCCGUAUUGGGACCACGCGAGGUAACCCUUCGAAAACUUGUAAGGGAACAUGACGUGGCCAUCUACCUCCCAGACGAAGAUGAUGAGCGUCAUUACAUCAGUAUCUUUGGCCCUCUCAAGCAAGCCCAGGAGGCUGGAAGAGUCAUAUCGAAAAUGAUUGACGACAUUUUGAACUUUUCAACGGAAAAUGACCUGAAACUUGUGGGCUUAGAUUGGUACCAGUUCGACUUAGGACUUGAGGGCAGACGUCUCCUUCUCGCCCUCAACGGACAAGGAACUAAGGAAGUCAAGAGCCUCUUCAAAGUGAACCUGAUUCUGCCGGAAGAAGAAGACAGAAGGGAAAUUGGCUAUUUAGGAGGAGAUCUGAAAGAAGUUAAAAAGGCCUAUGACCACCUUCGUCUCCUCCUCGAAGAACUCAGCGUAAGAAGUUGUGACAUCACAACUGAAGGACUAAGCAGAAUUGGGGCAGGCCAGUACCGUUUGGAAGUGGACGCCCAAAACAAGGGACUUCUGGUCGGCCCAAAAGGAGAUAACCUGAGGAGAAUUGAGAAGAUCAACAAUGUCAGGAUUAUUGUCCACAAGAAAACAGACGGCUUCAUCACCAUACAAGGCCAGUUGAACUAUGUCGAGGACGCCUGUCUAGACAUAAGAGAAGCCAUGAAGCCCCCUGUGCCCAAAGGAAAGUGCAACACAGGCCAGCAAGGAGGAAGGAAUUUCCCUCAGGAGGAAAUCCUCCCAGGGUUAACCAGGAUAGGAGAUCGCCUCUACGGAAUCGUCCUAGACAGCGAGGAACGAGCCAUGGUCAUCGGCCGAGGAGGACAGAACAUCAAGAGGCUGGUUAACGAGCACAAAGUCGUCUUCCAAGGCCCCAAGAAGGACGAAACCUCCAACGACUGCACCGUUAGAGGAAAUGAGAAUGACGUCGUCGAUUUCUUUUACGAGGUCCAGGAAAUCGUCCAGACCAAAAGAAAGAAAGGACAGGGAGCUCCAGGUAGGACCAGAAGAGGAGCAACUUUGGGAGAUUUCUUUUGAGAUGAAGGAAGAAAGAAAGUUGGAUUUGAUGAAGAGCUUCGUAUUGGCCCUGGUGUAAGAAACAGGAAUAGUGCUAAAUUUUGUGUGUAUGUUGUGAAUAUAGAAAAAAUAGAAAAGGUGGAUAGUGAUGUCCCCACCAAAAAAAAUAUAAAACAUAAAAUCCAAAAAAAUUAUAAAACUGAAAAAAAUAGUGUUAAGUUCAUUAGUGUUAAGGUUUGUUAAGGAAAUUGUUUUUUUUAGUGCUGUGAUUAUAGAAAAAACAGAAAAAGUGGAUAGAGAUAUCCCCACCAAAAAAAAUAUAUAAAAACCAAAAUAAAAAAAGUAUAAAACAAAAAUAAAAAAAAUAAUUAGUAUUAAGUUCUUUAGUGUUAAGUUUUGUAAGGAAAAUCAUUUUGUUUUUAGUAAUGUGAUUAUGGAAAAAAACAGAAAAGGUGGAUAGUGAUAUCCCAACCAAAAAAAAUAUAAAACACAAAAUCCCCAAAAAUGUAUAAAACUGAAAAAUGAAAAAAAUAUAUUUAGUGUUAAGUGAAUUAGUGUA
Messenger RNA from Macrobrachium nipponense, 4272 nucleotides. Its product is annotated as trichohyalin-like. The transcript is spliced from 3 exons. The record is from RefSeq and is a predicted model, not a curated record. Lineage: Eukaryota; Metazoa; Arthropoda; Malacostraca; Decapoda; Palaemonidae. The coding region runs from base 1 to 2313 and encodes 770 amino acids.